AUUAGAAGCGACCAUUUUAAACGAGGCCAAAACACAAGCCGUGAUAGUCCACAGUAUCUACAAAUAAGCAUUGAAAAAGCUCGGAUUCCUUCGAAAAGGGAUAUCUGAUAAGAUGUCUUCUACAUCAGAUGAUAGUUCAACCCCAAUGCUGCCUGAAGAUUCUCCAGGAAGUUCUAUCUCUAGCAGGCUACAGGAUGAAUAUGAUGAACUUUUAAAAUAUGCUGUAGUGGUUCCCAAAUUUGACCCCAGCACUCUUCCACAAACACUUGCAGACAUCAGAGAAUCAUUUCCCCAGAGAAGGGAAAUGCCUACUAUCCCAGAAAGACAUGUUACUAUUUCUGCAGAGGAGAGUUCACCAGGUGAAUCAGUUGAAGAGGAAGAGAGAAUCGAGGAUAGGAAUAGCUCCUCUCCAACAGGCAGAGUGCAGCAGCCAUAUGUUGACCCCAGUCAGCAAGGUCAAAGGGCACCAUCUAGGUCACAUGUGUCAGCACAGCUGCAAACCCCCAGUAAAAUGGCUGGACUCGGUGGACAGGCCCCGCUGACCCCAGAGAGUGAGUCUUCCACCCUGAGUGCCAGUCCAGGGGAGAGUUCACCUGAAAGUCAGCCUGCUUACUCCCCCACUGUGGACCCAGAUGUUGGCAGGAUGGAGCAGUACCUUGAUGUGUGGUGUGGGGACUUGAAAAGAAAUGUCUUGAAUGAACUAAGUAGAAUGAAGAUCAAAACCAUUGAACAUGGACGCCAGCAACUGCAGAGAGAAAAAGAAAAGCAUGCAUUGGAGGUGAACCAGCUCCAGAAUGAAAUGGAGGGACUGAAAGAACUUCUUAAUACAUAUGAACAGUCAAUACAGAGGAAGGAUGAAGUGAUCUCAAACCUCACCAGAGGGCUUCAGAAACAGAAGGAAAAGUUUGAAAUGCUAAAGACAUUUUGUGACUGGAAAAUCCGACAUAGUGAGCAGAUGAGAGAGAAAUUUGCUACCAACCUGGCCAGGAAGCACUACCACAGGACCCUGUCACAGAAAGUGUGGGCUUCCUGGCACGCCAUCAUAGAAGCCAAGUGGAGACAAAGAGUAGAGAAAGCCUGUCAGGCUAAAGCACAGGAAGUCUGUAUAGCUCUAACCAAUGACUACGAGACAAAGUUAGCCUCGCUGAAUGAAGCACUGGAUGCAGCCAGAACAGAAGUCGGCCAGCUGCAUGCUGAGAGGGAAAAGUACGAGGAGACAAUGAAGAAGGCCUUCAUGAGGGGAGUGUGCGCCUUGAAUUUGGAAGCCAUGUCAAUGUUCCAUGAAGGAGAAGAUGGAAAUGGCCAGGGUGAUGGUCAGAGUGAUGGUGGAUCCCCAGGGGAUGGGGGCAGUGGUGGUGGUGGUUUGGUCAUACCCCAGGAACCUGUAUACAGCACUGAGAGCCAGCAGAGGUUGCCCUCCCAUCUCACAUCUACGUCAGCACCAGCCCAGCCUAGAGUGGUCACAAGUCAGGCUGCAAUCUCACACUCUUAUGUUGCGCAGACAGCAAGACCACAGAUGUCCAAGCAGGUCAGACCUACGUCCAGUCUAAAGGGUAAAACAGUGACUGCAACAGUCUCAGCAAGGCCGGACGUGUUAAGGAGAGGUGACCGCAUAGGUGGUGAAAUACCCACUAUGGGGUUAGCGCCACCUAUGAGUUCAGUUUUAGUAGAAAGACAUCAACCUGUAGUGAAACAAACAAUUGGCCAUGCCACCGCCAUGCAGUACCCAAGAUCAGGUCAGCCAUUACAGAGACCUGGUCCCACACAGCCCAGGAUAGUUCAGAGGAAGAUAGCUGGACAGACAGGCCCAGUACACUUAGGGUCUCCCAAUGUACACACAGUCAAAGUGGUGGAGUGAUUGGUGCUCUUUUGAAAUGUUGAUUUUAUUUCACAAAUUAAUGUAUUUCAUAAUUGGAAUGAAAUGGUGAUAUUUUAGGAAUAACAUUUUUAACCUCAUUGGAUGUAAGUUCAUUCUAUCAAUAUAUAUGUUAAAAUAUGGAAGUGUUUUAUGGCUAGUAUGGAUUUUUAUCAUCUCAGAUAUGAUCUUAUCUUGUAUUUUAAAUAGUCUCAUGAUUUUUAAAAACAUGUAUGACAACUGAACUUGCUUAACUGGUGGUGUUGUAAAAAGUUAAAAUGUUGUUAGUGUUUAUUAUACUCAAAAAAAAGUGAACAUUAUUUUGAACAAUAAGGCAAAGGAAUAAAUCACUUCUUGUUA
Molecule: messenger RNA, 2215 nt
Organism: Lingula anatina
Lineage: Eukaryota; Metazoa; Brachiopoda; Lingulata; Lingulida; Lingulidae
Product: centrosomal protein POC5
Source: RefSeq, a predicted model, not a curated record